Molecule: messenger RNA, 1843 nt
Organism: Bombyx mori (domestic silkworm)
Lineage: Eukaryota; Metazoa; Arthropoda; Insecta; Lepidoptera; Bombycidae
Product: spidroin-1
Exons: 2
Coding region: 161-1642 (493 amino acids)
Source: RefSeq, a predicted model, not a curated record
UAGCUCUGUUGUCCCCUCUGUUACUAAGCUCUGAUGUUUACUAUGACAAUUUGAUGCUAAAUAAAUUAUUCUAGUGAUACUUGGAAGCUGUUUUUCACAUCCUUCAUUUGUAAAGUAUAAAUUGUAGGAGUUGCGAAUAUCGGUUAUUAGAUUAAACGUAAUGGCGACGACGACGACAUUGACAAUAUUCGCUGUGGUUCUCCUCUCAGCACACUGUGCUGUGCUCGGACAGUAUUGGCAAAACGAAGAUUCACUUACGCGAGUUGUUCGAUCCCCGUGUGAUGAAUGUGAAUAUCAUAGAUUUCAUCAUCAUCCACGUCAUUUUAGGUACCUUGGGCCUCCGGGACCACCUCCAAUAUUCCGCACACAGCAAUGGACAGGGGUAGCGCGUGGUUCAGAUGGAAGCGCCCAAGGUGUAUUCAGUGGAGCAGCUGCUGCUGCCGAGGGCGGUGCUCAAACAGCUGGUCAAGCAUUCUCCCUAGCUUCUUCCUCUGUUGGAUCAGAUGUCGGUGCCGGCUUAGGAUCUAAAUCUGCAGGUUAUGGUGCUAGUGGCAAUUCAGGAGCUGCAGGUCAAGCUAGUGCUGGCGCUAUUAAAAGUGGAUCCAUUGAGAACAGUGGAGAAUCAGGUGCAGGUGCUACUGCAGUAGGAAGUUCUGGGUUCAGUUCAGAUGGAGUCGGGGGAAACGGACAGAAAGAAAAUGCUGCUAGUUUCAAAGAAUCACACUAUUCAUAUCAGAGCAAGCAAUUUGGAGGUCGCAAGCAAUUUGGGGGUUUUAGCUCUCAAUCACAAAGUCAAGAGGGUGGAUUCGGUGGUUCGCAUGGUCAACAGAACGGAUUCAGUGGUUCUCAAGGCCAAGGAAGUGGGUUCAGUGGUUCACAAGGCCAAGAUAGUGGAUUUAGUAGCUCACAAGGUCAAGGAGGUGGAUUUAGUAGCUCACAAAACCAAGGCAGUGGGUACAGUGGAUCACAAAGCCAAGGGAGUGGAUUCAGUGGUUCACAUGGUGAAGGGAAUGGGUUCAGUGGCUCACAAAGCCAAGGGAGUGGGUACAGUGGAUCACAAGGCCAAGGGAGUGGUUCACGUGGUCAAGGGAGUCAAUUCACUGGCUCACAAAACCAAGGUAGUGGGUAUAGUAGAUCACAAGGCCAAGGAAGUGGUUUCAGUGAUUCACGUGGUCAAGGGAGUGGAUUCAGUGGCUCACAAAAUCAAGGGAGUGGAUUUGGUAGCUCUCAAGAGCAGAGUGCUCGCUUUAGUUCUGCAAACUCUCAAGUUAAAAGCUCAUACGGGAACAGUGGUGGAUCUAGUUUUGGUCACAAUGAUGGCGGAUUUUCUGGUGAAGCUCAACAACAGCAAAUUGACGCUGGUUCUCAAAGCGGCGGCUUUUCUCAAGGAGGCGAUGGUUCGAUCAGUGAACAACAUCAAUCGCAAUCAUCGAGCGGUGGACAGUGGCAACAAGGCGGUGGAUAUGGGUCCAGCUCAUAUAGAAAGGCGGGAUCAGCUUUAAGUGGAGCUCUGGAUCUUGCUUCUCAAGGAAUGAAGUCAUAUCAGGGUGCCGGCUGCAGUACCUGCGGAAAGAGCAACUACGCCCUCAGUAACGCUAAGAGUGACAGUGGAUCGGCAGUGGCGAUAUCUGUGGGUGGUUAAUUUCAUAUUUUGAUAAUUUCAUAAUAAAAGUUUUCUUCAAAACCAUACCAAUUUAUAUAUUCAUCCAUUCACAUCUACGGACACUGUUUGGAAUAUAACAUGUAUAUCUAGUGAACUUUAAUUAUUGUUUUCUGUUAUUUAUUGUGCAUAUGUAACAUAAGUAAUAUUGUAUUUAAUAAACGAAUGUAUAUUUGUAUCGUA